UUUCCAUAAACCGCCGACAAUGUCCUCUCGGUCUAACUUGAAACGCUCAUCAUUUCAAGCGUCUCAUAAUCGCGUUUUUGAUAUACUAAACCACCAACAACAAAAUAUGAAACCGAAAAGCAUACUUGUAUCACCAGUCAGCUCAAACAAAACUAAUUCCAAGCUGCAACCACGCAAAGCUUCACGCCUCCGCCAAUUGGCCAGCUUCUCGCCAGUACGUCAUUGGUUAGUGGAAAAUAUGCGCAAUUAUUGUAAUAGCACAUCGCUGCACGGCUUCAAUUACAUCACUUUGAAAGGCUCCACGGCGAAUGAGCGACAUUUCUGGAUUGCCGUCGUUAUCAUAUCGAUUAUAAUCUCAAUUGUUUUGGUGAUUGUUUCGUGGUUUUGGAAUCGUGAAACACCCACAGUGACCGUGAUUGAGAGCGCACAUUUUCCCACAUGGAAUAUACCGUUUCCAGCGGUCACAAUUUGCAAUUUCAAUAAGAUUUCGAAAAUGAAGGCGCUGAAGUUGGCGAGAACACUUAAACGGCCACCAAACGUUUCUGAGGAGAAACUAUUAAAUCUGUUUCGCAUAACAAUGUUCUUCAAUUUCGCCUUAAAUCACACCGAAGAAGAUUUUCACAUCUUCGGUAAUAUACUCCGUGAUAACAACUUUACAAUAGCCAAAUUAACGCAAGAACUUACACCUAGCUGCAUGGAUAUGAUUUCGAAAUGCGUUUGGAAAGGCGAUAGCUUGCGUUGUGACAGUCUAUUUCAGCCAGUACAAGCGCUCGAAGAAGUCUGCUGCUCUUUUAACUAUUAUGGACGCACAACAAAUAAUUUUCCAAAAAAAAUCGCAUAUCAAGUGCCGAAGCAACCGUAUCGCGUUACCGGCUGUGGUCAUUCCACUGGCAUCUCUGUGAUACUCAAUCCCAUAACCGAUGACUACUUCGGCACUUAUCUGAGCAGUUAUGGGUUUCGUCUAUUUAUACAUGAUGCUUAUAAUUUCCCCGAUGAAAAUGCCGAAACGAAAGUAAUCACUUCCGGUCGCGAGAGUUUCGUGCGCAUAAAUCCCGAAUCGACAUAUGCGACAAAUGUGGUUAGGAAUAUGAAUGUAGAGUUGCGUAACUGUUUAUUUUACAAUGAGCGAGCCUUGCCAACAAUGCAACGCUACUCGUUUGUCAAUUGCAUGGCUGAGUGUCGUACAAGAUAUCUGCACAAACUUUGUGGCUGCGUUCCGAUGAGCUUGCCAAACAAUGGCAGUUUCCGAAUUUGUGGUUUGAGUGAGAUAUAUUGUAUAUUAAAUACACGAGAGAUCUUCGCGUUGGCAUUGCCAACAAAAAAUACGACGCUAUCGGUGGUGCAAACUACGGAUAAAUUUCCCUGCGACUGUUUACCCACUUGCGAAUUUAACAGUUAUCCGUCCGAAAUAACUAUGGGACAAUUGGAUAUGAAAUUAGUUACCACGAUCAAUAAUAUAAACAAAACGGUGGAUACCAAUGAACAAAUUCUGCUACAUGUUUUCUUCAGCGAUUUAAUGGCCAAGCGUUAUCGCAAGGAUAUUUUUCAAGAUUGGUUAUCAUCAUUAGCAUCUUUCGGCGGUCUUUUGGGCUUAAUAAUGGGUUUUAGCAUAGUGACAGCUUUCGAGUUCAUUUACUUUCUUACAUUUCGACCGAUUUUUAAUUACUUCAAUGAUGUUUAGUAAUAUGCACCUCGCUUUAUUUUGCUCAGCUUUGUUUGUGAAAUUGAAUGUAA
This is a messenger RNA of Bactrocera tryoni, 1734 nucleotides long. RefSeq names its product pickpocket protein 11-like. The coding region runs from base 20 to 1681 and encodes 553 amino acids. The record is from RefSeq and is a predicted model, not a curated record. Gene Ontology annotation, cellular component: membrane. The transcript is spliced from 6 exons. NCBI's taxonomy places the organism in Eukaryota, Metazoa, Arthropoda, Insecta, Diptera, Tephritidae. Gene Ontology annotation, molecular function: ligand-gated sodium channel activity. Gene Ontology annotation, biological process: sodium ion transmembrane transport.